Emericellopsis atlantica is the source of this 2900-nucleotide messenger RNA. Its product is annotated as C6 zinc finger protein. Gene Ontology annotation, cellular component: nucleus. Bases 118 to 2436 code for a protein of 772 amino acids. The record is from RefSeq and is a predicted model, not a curated record. Gene Ontology annotation, molecular function: zinc ion binding; DNA-binding transcription activator activity, RNA polymerase II-specific; RNA polymerase II cis-regulatory region sequence-specific DNA binding. Gene Ontology annotation, biological process: regulation of transcription by RNA polymerase II; DNA-templated transcription. Lineage: Eukaryota; Fungi; Ascomycota; Sordariomycetes; Hypocreales; Bionectriaceae. The transcript has a single exon.
UUCACUCUCGAGUUAAGUCUCUUACAUGUAAUUACUCUCAUGUUUGAAAUUAAUUUCUAUCUUGCUUCAUGAUUCAAGCACCAUUUACAACGUCACCAAGCGAGCGAUCGGUCCAAAAUGCCCGACGACGCUGCGGUGCUCCCAACAGUGCCACCCACGCACAAGAAGCGCCGUCGUCCGCCCUUGGCCUGUGAGCAAUGUAGGCGACGCAAGGUGCGAUGCGACAGGAACACACCCUGCAAUCACUGCGUGAGGAGCCAGAUCAAGGAUUGCUCGUAUGCGCCUGCACACGUUCCGCCAUCAUGGAGAAAGAAGGCCCAAGAACAGUCCCAGUCGCAGCAGCCGCAGAAGGAAAUUGACGGGAAACCAGCGCCAAUACUGCCUGCGCCACCAAAAGACACUGAAAACAUCGUUCCAGCUUCCAGUGAUCUGUCCAGCAUCGUGGGCGGGAGCUCGACUGCGCCAAGCUCCAGCGGCAGUUCAAGGGAUGUGGACAGGUUGGCGGAAAGGGUGCAUUAUCUGGAGGAGAAGCUGGCCAGGUUCGGUCUCGAAAAGAGUCCCAAAGAGCCAGAGACAAAUGAUCCAAUCUCGUCUGAUACUUUGAUCCAACAAGGGACCAUCAGCAAAACGCGGUACUUUGGCCGGAGUCACUGGAUGAAGGGGGCUAUGCUGCUGCUCCUGGAGAUCAACACCUUGGGCAAGCUUGACGCACAGGAGUACCCAUUUGGUCGUCUCUUGGAUCGCUGUAAAACUCUUGGGAGGAAGAUCAAGGAGCAUCGUCUCAAACCUCUCUCGUCGGCGGCUCUGGGGCGCGACAUUCCGCCCAAGGCACUCGCGGACGAACUGGUCGAGUCGUAUCUCCGUACCUUUGAGGGUGUUUUGCGCAUCCUACACGUCCCUUCCUUUAGAUUGGAAUAUGAGCGCUACUGGGCCACCAGCGUGCCUCAGCACACGGCCUACUUCACCGUCCUCUUGCGACUGGUUAUGGCCCUUGGAUCCGUCUUCCACGAUGACACCUUCACCCUGCGACCGAGGGCGACACAGUGGAUCUACGAAGCUCAACUCUGGCUCAUGCUGCCUCCAGAAAAGGCCCGCAUGACCAUCCCAGGACUUCAGAUCAUGUGCUUGCUGACCCUCGCUCGGUCCGCUGUUGCCGUUGGGCACGACUUGGUCUGGGUCACGACGGGCGGGAUGCUUCGAAAAGCCAUGUACAUGGGUCUGCAUCGUGACCCACGCCACCUAGCCGACAUGACGGUUUACCGGGCAGAGAUGAGGCGGAGACUGUGGUCGACCAUCGUGGAGCUGAACUUGCAGAGCGGCUUCGACGCGGGCGGUCCGCCACUCAUAUCAGCGGCAGAAUAUGACACCCUUCCCCCAGCAGAUCUCGACGACGUUGAGCUGACGGACGAGUUGGAUCGCGAGAGACGCGACAGAUCUGCCCAGAAACCGGUGAAGAGCACGCAAAGGGCGACAGACAUGUCAGUCGCGUUGGAAGUCGCAAAGUCUUUGCCCCUCCGACUGUCACUCCUCCAGCAUGCCAAUGACUUCCGAGCAGUCGAGUCGUACGAGCAGACGCUCCGGCACAAUUCAGCCCUCGUCAAAUUCUGUCGCAGUAUGUCUCAGACCAUGCUGCGAUACAGCAAAGAGCCCAAGGCCAAAGUGACGCAGUUUCACACGUCGUUUGCCGAGAUACUGGUCUACAGGUGCUUUCACGCGCUACAUCAGCCACUCAUCAUGAAAUCACUCGAUGACCCGCGAUACUACUUCUCUCGCAAGAUGUAUCUCGAUGGGGCGCUCAAAAUUACCCAUAAUUGCGGUCUUUCUGGUCCUUUGCGCGAUGAGCCACCGUCGACCGACUUUGCACGACUAGUCACCAAUGGGUCGGGAAUUUUCCGCAACGUUCCCAUGCAGAGCUUGACCACGACGGCCGUGGAGUUGACCCACACGCAUGGCAACGAGACGACAGGACUUGGAUAUUUACCAGCCGUGCAAGACUACGAUCUCAGGGCGACUCUUGCCGCGGGUGAGGCGUGGAUGUUGAGAAGGGCGCAGUCGGGCGAGACCAACAUCAAAGGCCACGUCUUCGCGGCCUGUUGUCUGCGGCACGUGGACCUGGCGAAGGAGGGCAUCACGGAUGAGAAAUUGAUCGAGGACGAGAUAACUGCUACCGCGGUCGCGUCAGCGAACGCAUGCUACGCAGUGAUGAAGGAGAUAGCUUUGAGUGAAGGUGUUGAGGUGGACGACGACGAAGCCCAGAGCUCGGUGCCCCUGUUGCCACCCGCUGACGUGGGCCUCGGGCAGGGCUCUCCAGGAUUGGGGAUCGGGGACGGAAUGGACCAGGGGUUCCUGGGUGAUCUGAGCUGGGAUGAAAUGGAUGGCUUGCUUUGGGGCUCGCCCAAGCCCUGGGAUGCUGGGCAACCUCCAUUGUUCGAGUGAUCGAAGCUGAAGCUGCACAAGAUAUUGCCGAGCUGCCUCAAGUCGGAGGGCAUGUUUGAGCGGGCAUUGCCAAUGGAUUAUAUGGAGACGAAGGCAUUCGAGACCGCCUUACGGUUCUUGAGCACAGUGUAGCGCUUGCUAUUCAAGCGCCACGAAAGCUUCAUGUUGUCGACAUGGUAUGUCUUGGAGCAUGGCUCAGGCCAAAAGUCAGGGCCGCCUCAUUACAUUAGACAUUUGUCACAGGCCACACUACUGUGCCUGAUUCUCAACUCAAUUUACACAACCUCUCUUCUCACAUCUUCAUGUCCCUUCCCUGCGACUAUCCUGCAACCCUCCAUCUCUGCCACACCAAAGCCAUAGUGUACCUGGGAGGAAUCAAGUCACUUGUCUGUUUGAGACAUAUACUACGCUUUGCCAAGUCAGUAGUCUCACAUUCCUAUCUAUGCCGAGUGACUACCCAGGGC